Molecule: messenger RNA, 1221 nt
Organism: Lactuca saligna
Lineage: Eukaryota; Viridiplantae; Streptophyta; Magnoliopsida; Asterales; Asteraceae
Source: the annotation of a GenBank genome assembly
AUGAUGCAAACCAUAGAGACGAUUAGCAUAUCCCGAUCAAAGAAAGAGAUGGAAACCUUCCUAUUCACAUCGGAAUCCGUGAACGAAGGCCACCCAGACAAGCUCUGUGAUCAAGUCUCAGACGCCAUUCUAGACGCAUGUCUAGAACAAGACCCCGAAAGCAAAGUCGCCUGUGAAACCUGCACCAAAACCAACAUGGUCAUGGUCUUCGGUGAAAUCACAACCAAAGCCAAAGUCGACUACGAGAAAAUCGUCCGUAAAACCUGCAAAGAAAUCGGAUUCACAUCUCCCGAAGUCGGACUCGAUGCUGACAACUGCAAAGUCCUAGUGAACAUCGAGCAACAAAGCCCCGACAUAGCUCAAGGCGUCCAUGGUCACCUCAGCAAGAAACCAGAAGAAAUCGGUGCAGGUGAUCAAGGACACAUGUUUGGGUACGCCACCGAUGAAACCCCUGAGCUGAUGCCACUCACCCAUGUCCUCGCAACCAAACUAGGAGCUAAAUUAACCGAAGUCAGAAAGAACAAAACCUGUUCAUGGCUACGCCCCGAUGGAAAAACACAGGUAACAGUUGAAUAUAAAAACGAUAAUGGCGCCAUGGUUCCAAUUAGGGUUCAUACAGUGCUUAUAUCCACCCAACAUGACGAAACUGUAACAAACGACCAAAUCGCUAAAGAUCUUAAAGAACACGUGAUUAAACCGGUGAUCCCAUCUAAAUACCUUGACGAAAAAACCAUCUUUCAUCUGAAUCCGUCUGGGCGGUUUGUGAUUGGUGGUCCCCACGGUGAUGCAGGGCUCACUGGCCGGAAAAUUAUCAUUGAUACUUACGGUGGGUGGGGAGCCCACGGUGGUGGUGCUUUCUCCGGGAAGGAUCCGACGAAGGUUGACCGGAGUGGGGCUUAUAUUGUGAGGCAAGCGGCCAAGAGUGUGGUGGCUUCGGGACUUGCACGGCGGUGUAUUGUUCAGGUUUCUUAUGCGAUUGGGGUGGCUGAGCCGUUGUCUGUGUUUGUUGACACGUAUAAAACUGGGAAGAUUCCGGAUAAAGAUAUUCUUGUUUUGAUUAAGGAGAAUUUUGAUUUUAGGCCAGGGAUGAUGUCGAUUAAUCUUGAUUUGAAGAGAGGUGGUAAUUUUAGGUAUCAAAAGACUGCGGCUUAUGGCCAUUUUGGUCGUGAAGAUCCUGAUUUUACCUGGGAGACUCCGAAGGUUCUUAAGCCCAAGGCGUGA